Molecule: messenger RNA, 2390 nt
Organism: Hordeum vulgare subsp. vulgare (domesticated barley)
Lineage: Eukaryota; Viridiplantae; Streptophyta; Magnoliopsida; Poales; Poaceae
Exons: 18
Coding region: 56-2218 (720 amino acids)
Source: RefSeq, a predicted model, not a curated record
CGCCUGGUCCGGCUGGAGCGCAGCCCGGGUCAAAAGUCGACCAAAAACCAGAGGCAUGCGCAGCACGGCGGCAAGGAAAGCUUUCUCCUCCAAAAUUCGAUUCGAGUCAACCGCGAGGGGCACGGGCGGGCGCAUUCGUCGGCCGCUGGGGGGAAAAACACCGCGGCGCACCGGACCGCACGCACCGGGUGGGUCUCGUCUCCGCCGCACACCCGCGCCCCCGAUCGCCCCGAGGAGGAGGCGGAGGGAAGGCGACCGACUGGGACCGAUGUCGUGGCUCCGUAACGCGGUGCACCGCGCCGUCGAGGCGGGCGGCGGCGGCAUCUCCCUCACCACCCGCACCGUCCGGACCGGCCUCGGCACCGUCGUCCACCACGCCGGCCAGGCCGUCGUCGGCGGCGCCAGGCUCAUCAACGGCAUCGGGAAUCGCUACUACAAGAGCUUGAAGCUCACGGCCAAGAGGCUGGAGGAGGCGGCGCUCUCCUGCAGAGGGGAGGAGAGGGUGCAGCUGCUGCACCGGUGGCUCGUCGGUCUCAAGGAGACGGAGGGCGCCGCCUCGUCGAUGCCUGCCGACGGUCCCAAUCAAGCUGCGCCAGUCUUGGAUCUGUACGUGGAUUACGAGAAAGCGGAUGAGCCCAUGACCUUUUUCCACGUCUUCCUCUACAGUCAAGCGCUCGAGUGCAUUGUUCCGUCCUUGAUUCAUGAACUUCCAACUGAGGAAGAGGUUUCACUACUGUCAGAAAUUUUCGGAAUGUGUCUUAAUGGAGGGAAGGAUGUGCACGAUACACUUCUGAGCAGCAUAUGUGACUUGGCAAAGUUAUUUUCAGGUUACAAUGAUGAAGUAUUGGCAAAACGUGACGAACUGCUUCAGUUUGCCCAAUGUGCUAUCUCAGGGUUAAAAAUAAAUUCCGAAAUUGCAAGAUUGGAUAAUGAGAUCAUGCAGCUGCAACAAGAGAUAAAUGCAGUUGAUGCUGUGCGAGCUAACAAAACCAGGAACCGUAAUAAAGCAUCGCCGAGGGUUCCUGAGGACUUCAAAACUGCAGUUGAUGAGGUUCGUCUAUGCUCCAGAAUGGAAGAUCUUGUACUAAAGAAGAAAUCAAUACAUCAUGGCGACUCAUUGGAGACUCAUUUUCAGAAGGUCGACAAGCUGAAGGUUCUGUCAGAAUCCCUUGCAAAUUCGUCCACCAAAGCAGAAAAGCGUAUAACGGAAAACAGGCUACAGAGGGAAGAAUCUCUUACCUUCAAAGUUGCAAAAACAAAUGAAGUUGGUAUAACUGAAAAGGAAUUAGAAGGUGAGAUCUCUGGACUCCAGAAGCAAAGGGAUCAACUUGAGGAAGAACUAAGCAAAGUAAAUACGAAACUGAGUGCGACUGUCGUGAAGCUAAAAAAAACUAGAGAGGAGAGAGACCAAUUUGAUGAAGCCAGCAAUCAGAUAGUGCUACACUUGAAAGCAAAGGAAGAUGAACUAUCAAGAUCUGUUGCUUCCUCCAAAGUAGAAGCAAGCACUGUCCGUGCUUGGAUCGACUUUUUAGAAGAUACAUGGAAGUUGCAGUCCUUAUAUGAAGAAAUAAAGGAAAAACAGGCCAAUGAUGAACUGGAUAGAUGUGGAGUCUGCCUUGUGAAUUUGAUUAAGCAUCAUGUUUCCGCAUGCGUGGACGAGCUGAGCACCUCUGUAGAUUGUAUAAAGACCUUUGUUGAUAACUUGAGAAUUUUCAGUGACAGAUCAGUAUCAACGGAUGAUGGAGGUAAUGGUCUGUCAAAGCAGUCAAACCCACGUAAAUACCUCGAAGAAGAAUAUUUGGAAACUGAGAAAAAGGUGGUAGCCGCAUUCAGUUUAGCUGAUAAAAUCAGAGCAUUGGCAUUUUCAAAUCCAGAGCGUAAAACCAGGCUAGAUGAUCCUGAGGUGAAAAAUCUGUUCGCUAGCAUCGACAGGCUGCGGGUCGAAUUCGAGUCGGUUCCACGCCCCGUGCUACAGAUGGAGGUCAAAGAAAAAGAAGAGAGAUCGAGACGAACCCGAUCCCGCUCCUUCAAGGCCGCCGGCACGCCAACCCACUCAAGAACCGAAUCCCCGAUCGCAGCUCAGCUCAGGACGCGGCUACCGUCGGAGUCGGACUCGGAGCCGGGGAAGUUCGACCAAGAUUACAGGGAAUACGGGGCCGACGACAUUAGCGGGUGGGAGUUCGACGAUCUUGAAGGCGAGCUGAGGUCUGGCUUCUAGCAAAGGCCCGAAUAGUUUUUUUUUUUUUUUGAGGCAAAAAGGCCCGAAUAGUUGAUGUACAAUCGUUGUCGUUAGCACUGAAGAUCGGAAGAAUGUAUGUAUGUGUAGCACAUAGCUGUCCGUGUACAUUAUGAUCUGCUUCGUUUUCUCCUCGAAGACUUCUUCGCUUGCA